UAUCAUGCUCGGGCACUGGAUAUUUGGAGCUGCAAUGUGUCAUAUUGUAAUCUUUCUUCAACAUGUUUCAGUCGUGGUCAGUAUUUGCACACUAAUCGCUGUUGGAAUCGAUCGUUACAUAGCUGUAAUAUAUCCACUAAGAUCCCGAGUAACCACUAACCCUACGAAGAUUGUAAUAUUCGUAAUUUGGAUAAUAGCUAUCACCCUGUCUGUAUUCCAAGUCAUAUUUGUGGAAGUUACCGAUAACUACUACAACGGCGAAGUCGUAUACUUCUGCAGUGAAUGGUAUCCUAGUGACAGAUUUGCACAUGUAUGGGAAAUCGUUUUUCAAGUGUUGACGUACUUCGUUCCACUCUGCAUAUUGAUGUUUACAUAUACCAGAGUAGCGCUUCGUCUAUGGGGCCAUAGUAUACCAGGAAACACUGAUGCCAGCAGAGACGCAGACCAUGCGAAAGCUAAGAGGAAGAUCAUAAAGAUGUUGGUAGUUAUCGUUAUGCUGUUUGCUAUAUGUUGGUUACCGAAUCAUAUAUUCAAAUUGGUUGUAAUCUACAAUGUACAGCUCUAUUAUGAGAUAGAAAGUCAGGACCGGAUGAGAAUAAUCAACGCAUGCGUACUAUGGCUGGCGAUGUCAAAUAGUUUUGUCAAUCCAAUCAUCUAUGGCUUUUUGAGUGAGAAUUUCCGUGUCGAUUUGAAAGCCUUCAUUAGAAGAUGCCUACCCGGACAACGUCAUUUUUUGUCUAUAUCAAAGUCCACUACCACAGCAGCAACACAAAUGAAACGGAUGUCUUUCUCUCAAUCACGCAGUCAGAAAAGUACAAACUCGCCGACAAACUAGACGUUUGUACUCAAGUGAUAGUACAACUAUACCACUCUUCAUUGACUAGUCUGAGUACCAUUAAUGUUGAUCUAUGUAUUAAUUAUCUAUUAUUGAACUCCUAGUAUAAAGUAUAUGUAUAUGUACACGUUACCACAUCUUUGUUGUCAGGGUAAUUGUUGCCGCUAUAUUGGCGUAGUUUUUGUAAUCUUGUUCUCAGCACAAAUCCACUUUGUUAAUAAAUUACCAGACUAUAUCUAAUGACAUGUAUUGAUAUCUUAGGAACGGUUAUUCUGCAAAAGUAUGAAUUGUGUAUUAUUAUGAGUACUGUAGUACGAGCGUAGCCUUUUCAAUGGCACGCAAUGUAGUUAUUGUCCUUAAGAAUCCAGUUCUCUUCUGUGGUAAUACGAGCUUAACUCCUCUAAUCUCACUUCGUAUUACUGAAUUCCUGCUAAUUCUUGCGAAUUCAGUAAUAUGCUGAUUAGUUAUUUCUAUCGCCUGCAGUGUAGAUGUUUUCCCUGUAAAUUCGGUCCUGGUUCUUCCAAUCACAUCCAGUGUUGAUAUUGUCCUUAUGAAUUCGAUGCUGUUAUGUGGAUAUACAGGCGUUGAUCCUUCAGUCCGAAGUGUAUGUGUUAUUUUUACUGUUAUGUUGUAACAUAUAUAUACUAUUUCUCAUCAAGUAAAUAAUAUCUUACAAUUCUAUCACAGUUUCUAAAAUGUAUUUCCAACAAUCUAUUUACUAUAUUACUAUUGUUACUAGUGAAAUAAAUAUUUCCCGUUUUGUUUUCAAUUGUGUUUUUUUUUUCCAAAUAAUAAGUACCUUAAGUGUAUGGAUGGUCCAGUUAAAAAGAACAAAAAUAUGUAUAUAAACAAAAUAUCUAUUUCAAACAA
Molecule: messenger RNA, 1705 nt
Organism: Saccoglossus kowalevskii
Lineage: Eukaryota; Metazoa; Hemichordata; Enteropneusta; Harrimaniidae
Product: neuropeptide receptor 5
Biological process (GO): G protein-coupled receptor signaling pathway
Cellular component (GO): plasma membrane
Molecular function (GO): neuropeptide Y receptor activity
Source: RefSeq, a predicted model, not a curated record